Molecule: messenger RNA, 3039 nt
Organism: Bathycoccus prasinos
Lineage: Eukaryota; Viridiplantae; Chlorophyta; Mamiellophyceae; Mamiellales; Bathycoccaceae
Exons: 1
Coding region: 1-3039 (1012 amino acids)
Source: RefSeq, a predicted model, not a curated record
AUGGAUGCAAAAAUCGAGAGAUGCGUGGAACCACUUUUUUCCAAAGGAGGAGGAGGAGGAGGAUUGAAGAAGAAGAAGAAGACAAACGACGACGACGAGAAUAAAGACGACGGGGAAAAGAAAAACAUUCUUCCUGCGUUGAUGAUGAUGAGAACAAAAAGAAGAAAGAUUUUUGAGCUGACGACGAAAGUAUACGCCUUGUGCGCGUUAAACGGCGAUUUAGAUCUCGCGAACGCGAUUGAACGCGUCGAUUUGUUGCUUCUCGCGCUCCAAAGUGAUGAUAAUGAUACCGAUGAUACCGCUGAUGAUGAUUCAGAAGACUUUAGUAGGAGUUGGGCGAAAACGAAAAUCGAAAAACAGUUACGAACGAAACAGAGGAGAUUGAAAGAACGGAAAGAUCCGUUCGCGGAGAAAGAGUGGGUGAGAUUUUUAGCGAGAGAAGAAGGGAAAGAAAUUCUCGAGGAGCUGUUCAGGAUGGUGUUGUCGUCGUCGGUUUCUUCUUCCUCUUCUUCUUCUUCUUCUGCUGACGAAGAUAUACGAGAACUUUUUUUCCACCGGUACGUGGUGAUGUUCGUGACGAAAGAGAAAUACGACGCGCGAGCGCGAGCGAGUUUACGGAGGAUGGCGAGCGUUUUAAACGAAUAUUACGAGGAGUAUAUUAUUGUAGAUGGUGACGAUAAGAGUACUAAGAAUCACAAGAAGAAAAGAGUAUUCAUAGAUUGGCGAAAAGAUGUGUGCAAAUUUGAAGCGGCGUUCGCCUGGCACGUGAUUCGAGGCGCGAGGGAGCAAAUGAAACGAGCGACAGAAGGAAGUGGAAUAGAGAGUACUGGGACGACGACGACGACGACCGGAGGUAGCUGGUUGAUGUCGAAAAUACGUGGAGGAGGGGGAGGUGGAAGCAGCGCAUCCGGGAGCAGCGUGAGUACUGUUAGCGAAGAAGACGCAAAGAACGUGACGUCUAAAUUUGGUAAAUAUCUAACGUUAGGGGCCGCCGCGGUGGUGGGCGGUAGUUUGUUGACGUUGACUGGGGGGUUAGCCGCGCCAGCUCUAAUCGCCUCGGUGGGAGGUCUCGCCGCGUCGGGUUCUGUCUUUGCGGUUUUUGGUGUCGGGACAGCGUAUGUUUUGGGAGUUUUAGGUACGACGGGUGUGACUGCGAUAUUUGGCGUCACCGGCGCCGGUUUAGCCGCGCACAAAAUGUCGAAGCGAAUCGAACAAAAUUUAGAGAUUUUCCGAAUUUUACCGCUCCGAGACGGAGGAUUGUUGCUUGGUAGAAAGAAGACGAGUAAUGGUGAGGACAAAGACGAAGAUGAGGAAGACCAAGGAUUUGAUACCGUCAUGAACGCAUCCUUAAAUGUCGUGCUGUACGUUCCCGGAUUCUUAAAGUCCGGACCGGAUGAGCUGUUUGACGCGUUCGGGUCGAAGAACGGGAACUAUUACGCCACCGUAGACGGCGACGGGCCGCUCGGUUUGCGCGUGAUGAAGGUUAAAUCAAAGGAAGACAUCAAAAAUUACGCGGAGAAGAGUGACCGAUUGAGAAAACUAGCGCAUCUGGGUGGAAACGAGUACACCAAUAACGCAGAUAUCGAUGCUGAUACUCUAUUAAUUGUCGAACACGAUGCGAAAACUCUGGACGAUAACAGCGGAGUGGCAAAAAAUGCAGGCAUUUUAAGCGGGUCCGCGAUUCUUUCCUACCACAUUCUUGAAACGAACGAACGCAUAAUUGUUGAUAGUAACAAUAGCAGCUACCAAGCUCACGUGGCGACGUUGAAAGCCAUUGAACGUGCACCGAGACCGGUGCGUUUGCAAAUGCGCAAAAUACAAAAGCUCGAAAUCGAUCGCGAAGAGAUUGCCGACGUCGCGCUAUCGAUCAACGAAGACUUGGAAGAACUGGUUGAGAACGUCGCGAAGGAAGAAAAAGAAAGGGAAGAAACUGUGGAUUGUGAAUCACCGUCGUCUCAUUCGUCGGCGGAGAAACCGAAACCUCCAGCAAAGAAGGAGGGUGUAGAUGAUGUCGGGGAGAGAGAAUCGAACGCAAACGCAAAUCACCAAAAUCUCUUGAUGAGAACGCUCACUCGGACGAUAUCGUCGCCUACAAUAACAACGGCAACAGAAUCAAAAUCAGCGGCGGAAGAGGAAGAAGACGAAGCGAUGGGUACAAACACAAACUGGCCGAUUCAUAGCGGCGAGCAGUUUGUCCUGGAAUGGGAAACCACGGAGUUGACCAAUUUAGGCUCCGCCAUCAAUUUCUUCGCGAGGAAAACGUUAGUCAACGCCGCCGCGCCGCAAGCGUUAGGGCACACCGUUUUUGCCGGUCUCGCGGCGUCGGUCUCGUGGCCGGCAAUUCUUUUAGGCGGCGCGAGUUUCAUCGAUAACCCAUGGUCUGUUCUGAAAGAACGCGCGCAAAUCGCUGGAAAAGAACUGGCGACGAUUCUUCUGUCCAGAGAACACGGGAGAAGGGCGGUAACAUUAAUCGCGUACUCUACUGGUACGUGCGUAAUUCUCGAAUGUUUGAAAGAGCUCGACCGAAUGAUUGAAGACGGGACGUGCUUGGAAAAAGACGCGUUAGGGAUUGUCGAAAAUGUCGUUUUGAUUUCCGUCCCGGUACACGUGGGAAGAAAAGAUUGGCGGAAAAUUCGACGAGUGACAUCUGGUCGUGUCGUGAAUUGCAGAGCGAAAAACGAUUGGGUUUUGCGAUUUAUUUAUAGACUGAAAUCCUACGACGUCAUUUCCUCGUUAGCGGGAGUCGUGCGUCAAAACUACGAAGGCGUAGAGGAUAUUAAAUUAAGCGGCGAUAUUUGCUAUGCGCACGGCGAUAUUCCGAAAGCCAUGGGAGAUAUAUUGAAAGUGGUAGGGUUGGAAACGGAUGAAAGUUCGAAUGCAUUCGGCGAUACCGCAGCAGCUCAUAAUAUUCGGGAAGACGAGAACGAAAGUUCCUUUGAACAAAGAGGAGAGAGCAAUUCGUCGAUCGUCUUGAGCGAGUCCGAUUACGAUAGCGAAAACGAAGCUGAUUUUGCCGCGCAUCAGGAGACGAUAUACUGA